Molecule: messenger RNA, 966 nt
Organism: Zea mays
Lineage: Eukaryota; Viridiplantae; Streptophyta; Magnoliopsida; Poales; Poaceae
Product: seed specific protein Bn15D1B
Exons: 2
Coding region: 208-600 (130 amino acids)
Source: RefSeq, a predicted model, not a curated record
CGCAGGACGUGCACAUCAAGCCGCGCAGCAAACAGCAAGCGACCUCGCCUGAUUGCCUUCCGUGUUCCAUCGCAUCGCUUUCCGAAAGGCGGAUUGAUGGGUGGGUCUGGUGCGCGGUAGUUGUCGCUCGGCUCCACCCUCACCCUCACCAGUGGGCAGUGCAGUGGCCAGUCACUCACUCCUACCCACCUGCCGAUCUUGGCUGCCAUGGCUCGCUUGCUUUGGUUCUCACUCAAAGGAAAGAAAGGAACCCUCUCCACGGUACGACCGGGACCAGAAGCAUCCGCGUCUGCCGGGCCCCACCUACCGUCCUUUGGCAUCCGGAGGGCCGUGCACGCCUCGGCGUACGACAAGAACCUGGAGGACCAGGUGCGCCCGGCGUUCGUGCCGGACGAUGUGAUCGGCAGCGCCGGGAGCCCCGACAAGUACUGGAGCCCCCACCCCAAGACCGGCGUCUUCGGCCCGGCGGCGGUGGACCCCAAGCUGGCCGCUGGUGGCGCGCCGGACGCCGGCGCGGAUGCUGCAGGAGGCACGGUGCUGGACCAGAAGGUGUGGUUCCGCCCGCUCGAGGACGUCGAGAAGCCGCCCCCCGCCGCGUGAGCCGCGCGGCGCUGCUAGGCCAGCCCACACUGCUGCUCGCUCAUAAAAAGGGCGGCGGGAGAGCCUGGCAGUGGCAGGCACUCUGCUCGUGCUCGGCCGGGCUGGGCUCCCUGCUUAUAUCACUGCAAUAUUAUACUACUAGUAGUGGUGCUUGAUAGCAGUGUGUGGCUGUGCUAAUACCAGUAUAAUACUGGUUCUACUAUAAUACAGUCGUAUCAGGCAUGGCGUGCAUCAGGACUGGUUGUGAUAGUAGCAACGUGAUGCUCGUGCCUGUAAUAAGAACAAGCAGGCGAUGUGUGCCUGUGAUGUACCGGUGUCGUCAGUGUUAUAAGUACUUGGGUCAAUGGUUUCUGCAUGUGUUUGUUA